This is a messenger RNA of Oryzias melastigma (Indian medaka), 3134 nucleotides long. RefSeq names its product ELAV like RNA binding protein 1a (gene elavl1a). The record is from RefSeq and is a predicted model, not a curated record. Gene Ontology annotation, molecular function: RNA binding. Lineage: Eukaryota; Metazoa; Chordata; Actinopteri; Beloniformes; Adrianichthyidae. Gene Ontology annotation, cellular component: ribonucleoprotein complex.
CCUCAGGAGCAGUGAAUUGUCUUCAUGGCAGUUCGUCGAGGACACAAUAAGUACUUAAAAGAGGUGUAUGAAAUGUCUAACGGUUAUGAAGACCACAUGGGGGGAGGGGAUGAGCCAAAGGACGCCAAGACCAACCUGAUAGUGAACUACCUGCCUCAGAGCAUGUCGCAGGAUGAGCUGCGAAGCCUCUUCAGCAGCAUUGGAGAGGUGGAGUCUGCCAAGCUGAUUCGAGACAAAGUCGCAGGCCACAGUUUAGGGUACGGAUUUGUUAACUAUCUUAACCCUAGUGAUGCAGAAAGAGCUAUCAGUACUCUGAAUGGACUAAGGCUACAGUCCAAAACUAUCAAGGUUUCAUAUGCACGGCCAAGCUCAGAUACAAUAAAGGAUGCAAACCUGUACAUCAGUGGCCUGCCUAAGAACAUGACUCAGAAGGAUGUGGAGGACAUGUUCUCAUGUUACGGGCGUAUCAUUAAUUCUCGUGUCCUAGUAGAUCAGGCUACAGGUACCACAGGAAUGUCUCGCGGGGUGGCUUUUAUCCGCUUUGACAAGCGAGCGGAGGCCGAGGAGGCGGUGAAAAACCUGAACGGCCAGAAGCCCCCUGGAGUUACCGAGCCCAUCACAGUGAAGUUUGCCGCCAACCCCAACCAGGUGAAGAACACGCAGAUCAUCUCUCAGCUCUACCACAACCAGUCCAGGCGCUUUGGAGGGCCGCUACACCACCAGGCACAGAGAUUCAGGUUUUCCCCAAUGAGCGUCGAUCACAUGGGCGGCAUGGGAAGCGUGGGAGUUCCCGGAAACUCCACUUCCGGCUGGUGCAUCUUCAUCUACAACCUGGGCCAGGAUGCCGAUGAGAGCAUACUGUGGCAGAUGUUCGGUCCGUUCGGCGCCGUCACCAACGUCAAGGUGAUCCGAGAUUUCAACACCAACAAGUGCAAGGGCUUUGGCUUCGUCACUAUGACAAACUACGAGGAGGCGGCCAUGGCCAUCGCCAGCCUGAACGGCUACCGGCUCGGAGAUAAAAUACUGCAAGUGUCCUUUAAGACCAGCAAGGGCCACAAGUAGAAGGAGUCGGACAAUGGGGCGUAGAGGACGGCCGCCGUGCUGUGUCGAGCUUGUGUCGGUGAAAGCCGCGGUGGCUAAACCGUCCGCUGCGGUCUCCUUGUUGUGGUAUGGCCGGUCCUCUACGCCUUCGUACCUGUCAAAAAUGUUUCCCCCCGUUCGUGUACCCUUGCUUUGGGUCUUGAGGGACACGCCCUUUAGAGCUGGGUGGAAAGGUCACGUGAUCUCACAAACUACAAUACUGUAUGUGUUGCAUGUUCAGUUGUUAGGAUUAGAUGAAGAAAAAUGAAUCUCUGCAAGAAACGAGGAAUCCAGAAAGUAGAAACUAAACCCUCCACGUUGUUCUGAGUGUUUUAAUGCAAAACUAGUGUUCAGAGAAAAAGGCUUUUCGUUUGUCUGUUUCUUUUCUUUCUUUCUUCCUCCAUUUCUCUAAAGACAGUGGUCUGUCCUGGAUCUUCACACAUAGAAAUAGAUGCCUUAUCACCCCGUGAAGACGGAUGAUUUGUCACCACCCAGAGAAUAGUACAAGAAAGAGCCAAGCACUUUGAAUCUGUCUGACGUUGCUCUGAAUAUCAAGCGGUGAUGUAAAUUGAGGGUUCCCCUUUGACCAACACGUUUUAAAUGUUUCGGAGGUUCAUGUUUGCUUUUAUGUCCCCAACAAGGAAGUGUCUUUUUAUAACUUAAGAAUAAGACGAGGGGACAAAAGCGAGAGAAAGGAAAUUAGAUGGACCAAAGGCAUCGUCUAACCCCACCGGAGUUUUCUCUGACUUUGGACUAAUUCGGAUUUCUUUUUGCAAAGGUACUGACACUGUAUGUUGUAGAGUUGGAGCAACAUCCGAGUUGUUUUUUUUUGUUCUUUUCCGUUUUGUUUCUUUUUGCAUUUGUUUUUAAUAGAAGAGUUAAUCUCAGAUUAAAGAGAAUUAAAGGCCUUUGUUCUUUUGAGUUUAGAUUUGCUUAUUUUUCUUUUGUUUUUGAUUGUUUCCCUUUGAACAUAAAACAUUAAAUUUUAUUUCAUUUUGCUGAGUUUUGUUUGGUUUGUUUUAUUUGAUUUUUUUUCUUUCUUUUUUUAUUCUUUCGAAAGCAAAUCUUGGUUCCUGCAAGAGAUGUCGGAUGAGACACAGAAGGCAGAAGUGCUUCAGGUUUGACGGUCGGUCAGUGCUGAAUGGACCAAAGUAGGCAGAGUUCUGGAAAAGGAGCCGCCUCGUGUUCGUUUUUACUUCCCAAAAAUUUAAAAAUGAUCUUAAAUCUCUGAAUACGUCAGUUUAUCACUUAAAUCAAUAUUUGGAUUUAGAAAUGGUCAGUUUCUUGUUGCUUUAGGUGUAUUUGCAGCUUCCGAGUAGUCAAACCUUUAGCAUUAAAUAUUUUAAUUCAACUAUAUUGCAGUAAAAUUGAGAUUAUUUUUUUAUGGUGGCUUUUUAUUCUGUCAAGUUUAGGUGAAACAUUUCUCCGCCUGUUUCACUGCUUCUUUUUCCCAAAAGUGGGGCAUUAGUUUCAACAGUUGCUUGCAUUAACACAGUGAAUUGGCUUUUAAACCAUCCUCUCUAGCAAUAUUUCUGCUAAUGCAUUCGUGUUUGACCCAGUUUGAACUGCUCUGCUUGAUCCCACCCUUCAGAUUUUGAAGUGCAUUUCAUUUUAGAAAUUACAUGUUUAUUGGUGUCACAAGCCUUUGUGCAAUAUUUCACAACUUGUUUUAAGCAGGUUCUAGAAACGUGUCUUGAUCUGUGUCGUCUCUUGCAGCAUUUUAUAUUUUUACAACUUAUUUUCUACUGACAUGUUACUGUUUGUUUUUUUUCCAGCAGUUUUGUUUAAACUUUAUAAAGAGUCGAGCAUGUUUGUUUCACUAGGCAGUCAACAUAAACUACAGUCUGCCUUAAAUUAUAUGUGGAUAUAGUGUACAUUUACAGGAGGUGGCUUUAUUUAUUUGAAAGUGUAAUCCUUGAUACUUGAUGAUAUUGGAGUGUUUUUAAUGGUUUUCCUGGUUUUGAACGCAUUUAAUACCAAGUUAAGUCCAUUAAAUGUCCUAUAACACAGAAUCAUUUCAAUAAACCAUGGUGAAUUUUCAGUAUUGAAAAAAA